CUGUCAUGUGACUGUCAUAUUUGUUUACUUAUUUAGACCACGUUUUGUAUGUAAGCCUCAUGCGAUUCCAUUAUUUUUGGUUUUAUUUGAUCAACGUUGCAGUGGCGACCCCUGCGCAUGAACUUUAGCCUGCAGUUCAGGACACUGGAGGGUCAUGACCCUGUCCGAAUGAAGAGGCUGGUUCUGAGCAACAUCAAAGAGCACGCGCGGCGCACGACCUUCCAAGACCUCGUGGUGCUGCAGAUGGGCGACCUCUUGCUGUCCAUGGACUCCAUCACGUCCACAUCCACGACCAUCCCAACAUCACACCGCCGAGCAACUAUGACAGUAUUGCCUAUGAGUACGUGUACGGCCUGUACCCGGGCAACUUCAGUGCAGCCCUCCUGGACCACAACUCACAGGAGUUCCGGGUGGCGGCCUGGGAGUUCUGCGGCGGGAUCAGCAGCAUCUUUAGAAACCUGGGGAUCCGGGACAUCAGGGAGAGGUACCAGGGUUGCUACGUCAACGCUUUUGGGGACGGGGUGGAGACCACCGUUAACUUCACGAUCGUCUUCAACGAGACGACGGUCAUCGAGAAGGAACGCCUCUACUCCAUCAUCUUCUACUCACAGCUGAUGGAAGGCAUGGAUUAUCUGCCCAUAGGGUCGCUGUGGGUGACAGCCAGUCAGUCCGCUCGGUACUACCUGCUCAUGCUGCAGCAGUUCACUACCCACCCGUACCCCUACAUCACCACCACCCCGCCAAGUGUGUUCACCUACGUGGAGAUCAAGUUCCAGGUGCAAGCACCAGAGUGGACCUCUGACCUCGCCGACUCGUCGUCUGCGCGCUUCCAGACCCUCGCGCAGUCGUUCUGUAGAGAUGUGUCCAGAUGGAUAAAGGAAGAAAUUGCUGACUACCUGGGAUGCGAAGUGCUUCGGUUUGAGAGGAAUCCUAUGUUAAUCGUGGCCGACCUGACAUUCAGGGGAGAGCAGCCUGCCAGCCUGGACAGCGAUGUGGACACCAUCUUGUUCGAGAUGCCGGACUGGGUGAUCGUACAGAACGAGUCGGCGGCCAUCAAGAUCGGCGACCUCUACAUCCACGCCGACUCCUCCUCUACGGCGUCCGCACAGCGCCGGCAGGGUCCACAGCUCCACUGGAAAUGACCACAACAAUCUCUCCCUCCACACCUUCACCCACCCCCACACUUCCAGCCAACCCGUGUUUGCUUGGUGGCGACACCUACCGGCACCCUGCGCUGUGUGACCGCUUCCUGCAGUGUGUGGGGGACCAGCCCUUUGAGAUAGAGUGUGGGCCAGGCUCCAUCUACACUGACGGCACGUGCAAAACUCCGCUACCCGGCUUCUUGUGUACCUCAGCCCCCACCCUCCUGUGAUCCCCUCCCACCCUGAAACUGACCCUGAGUUCGCCAGUGGAAUAAAACAUUUUUCUAUGUAAGCCUAUUUUCUCCAAAGGAAACAAAUUUUUCAAUCUCCCUAUGGCUAUCACUUUUUAAUAUCUAGAAACACAAACAUUGAAUAACUAUAGAAAAUAUUUGUACACACCUAUUUCAGAGUUAUUUAGGAAAUAUUACUAAUGUAAUCUAAUGUUAUUAUCAGCUAAAAUAAUUUUGUAUUUUAUUUUGAAUUAAAAGAAUAAAAUUUUGUCGCGGUGCACUAGAUCACUUUUAAACAAAAAUUGUGCAAAACUGUGUUUGUGUUUGUGUUUAAAUAAGAGAACAAUAAAACGAAAGAACACAAUUUAAUAUUUCUCAAGUAUUGUUAGUAGAUGACCGGAGCUAGCCACAGUCGUCCUCUGAGUUUCUGUCCGGACAAUGACAAGUGUUUCAUGUGUGAAGUGUCUUCCUGACAAUGUUUUAUAUUACCACAGUGAAAAUAAACAUGGUCUUGUUUUCACAAUGACUCUGUAAAAUGACUAUAAACACUGUAAAGUUUUCUUCUUUUUUCUUGUUGAUGUCUGUGCCUUCUUUAAAAUUGUUGUGAUUAUCAGAAACAUUUUGCGGUUGGCCGAGGCUGCAACCAUUCAGUUUUAGCAGAAUGAUUGCAGAUGACUAAGCAUUUACUUCGCUUGGCAAUAAUCAUGGCCCUCAGCUAAUGAGUUAAUGUUCCAUUGUUUAGUUCAUUUGGUCAAUAUUUACUAUAAUUAAUUACAGCCCAAUCGGUGAUAAUCUAUUGAAGUGUCCCACAGUUAAUCUGCUUUUGUGCUUAAGCCUCCUGUACAGCAGCAUGCAAAGCAUUAAAUAAUUUAAUCGUUUUUUUUAAUUUACUGUUUUUCCUUAGCUUGACAUUGGGCAUGCUCACAAAAUUAUCUUCAAGGCAAUUAUAUUGAUAUGUUGAACAAUAUCACACUUUAUUUGAUUACUACAGAAGUAUGUAGGAGAGGAUUCUCACAGUGAGAGAGAAGUAUGUAGGAGAGGAUUUAAUUGUUGUGGUGACAGGUGCUUUAGCCACUGUAUCAACAACUGCUGACAAGGCUUUGGUGUGCAUAUUGUUUUCUAUGUAACAUGAUUCAUCUUGAUUUUGAUGCCAAGAUGUAGGGUUAUUUUACCUCCCCCGCAGUGACCCCAAAUAAAGAGAAAGAAAAGUC
Molecule: messenger RNA, 2583 nt
Organism: Pomacea canaliculata
Lineage: Eukaryota; Metazoa; Mollusca; Gastropoda; Architaenioglossa; Ampullariidae
Exons: 8
Coding region: 615-1142 (175 amino acids)
Source: RefSeq, a predicted model, not a curated record